Molecule: messenger RNA, 1688 nt
Organism: Polyodon spathula (Mississippi paddlefish)
Lineage: Eukaryota; Metazoa; Chordata; Actinopteri; Acipenseriformes; Polyodontidae
Gene: uqcrc2b
Product: cytochrome b-c1 complex subunit 2, mitochondrial
Exons: 14
Coding region: 74-1450 (458 amino acids)
Cellular component (GO): mitochondrion
Molecular function (GO): metal ion binding
Source: RefSeq, a predicted model, not a curated record
GCCGUCUGGGUAGGACGUCCGACGGCCAUAUUGUCUUCCCUGCUGCUGGUGGCUGAAGGAGAGAGAAGUGAUCAUGAAAGGGAUUCGCAACAUUAGUUACCUCUCUAGACGGUUAUAUGCAGUCAAGAGCAAUCCUCCUUUGAGUGAACCGCUCAGUGGCUUCAAGGCCCCUCCAUGUGCAAGCCGUCCUGCGCAAGCUGUCCACAUCACCAAGCUGCCCAAUGGGCUGGUUAUUGCCUCUUUGGAGAACUACUCUCCUUCCUCCAAGAUUGGUCUGUUUGUGAGGGCAGGCAGCAGGUACGAGAACGUGGGCAACCUCGGAGUCACUCAUCUCCUCCGGCUUGCAGCAAACCUGACUACAAAAGGAGCCUCUGCAUUUAGGAUCACUCGAGGUGUUGAAGCUGUUGGUGGUGGUCUGAGUGUGUCCUCUACCAAAGAGAAUAUGGUUUACUCUGUGGAAUGCAUGCGUGAUUAUGUUGACACAGUAAUGGAGUACCUGAUCAAUGUAACCACUGCACCUGAAUUCAGGCAUUGGGAGGUGGCUGACCUCACACCCAGGAUAAAUGUGGACAAAGCACUUGCUUUCCAGAACCCUCAGAUCGGUGUUCUUGAAAAUCUGCACACGGCUGCCUAUAAAAGUGCCCUCUGCAACACCCUCUACUGUCCAGAUUAUAUGGUUGGCAAGAUCACUUCAGAGCAGCUGCAUGCGUUUGUCCAAAACAAUUUUACAAGUGCAAGAAUGGCAUUGGUUGGACUUGGGGUUGACCAUGCUGUUCUGAAGCAAGUGGGAGAGCACUUCCUCAAUAUCAGGAGUGGACAUGGUGCUGCUGGAGCCAAGGCAGUCUAUCGUGGGGGUGAGGUCAGAGAGCAGAAUGCAGACAGUCUGGUCCACGCUGCUGUUGUAGCCGAGGGGGCAGCAGUAGGAAGUGCUGAGGCCAACGCGUUUGCUGUCCUUCAGCACGUGCUGGGGGCUGGGCCUUACAUCAAGAGGGGGACCAACGUGACAAGCAAGCUCAGCCAGGGAGUAGCCAAGGCCACAACCCAGCCAUUUGACAUCACAGCAUUCAACGCGAGCUACUCUGAUUCUGGACUGUUCGGUUUUUACACGAUUUCCCAGGCGGGUGUAGCUGGUGAUGUCAUCAAGACAGCCAUGGCCCAGAUCAAAGCAGUUGCACAGGGAGGUGUCACUGCAGCUGAUAUGACAAGAGCAAAGAACCAACUGAAGGCUAGAUAUCUGAUGUCAAUGGAAAGCACUGAAGGGCUGUUGGAUGAGAUUGGUGCCCAAGCGCUUGCAAGUGGCACUUGUGUACAGCCAGAGUCUGCAGCUCAGAAAAUUGAUUCUGUGUCUGCCGAUGAUAUUGUAAAUGCUGCCAAGAAGUUUGUUGCCGGCAAGAAGUCUAUGGCAGCAAGUGGGAACUUGGGAAACACACCCUUUGUGGAUGAAUUAUAAAAUAUAGACAAGAGUGUUUUAUUUAAAACCUAAAGGAAAGUGCUGCUGAUUUCAAGAAUAUUUGAAUGGCCCCAAUUCAAGUGAAUAUUCUGUCCACACAACUUACUGGGUUCAUUUCUCUGGUUAAUAUUUAUCGUUUAGAAGAAUGCUUUCAUAAUAAGUGUCAGGCUAAAAAGAUUUUACUUUUGCCAGUUCCCUGUAUAUCAGAUGUAAAUUCAUUAAAGCCUCUCUGUCUGGA